Messenger RNA from Rhea pennata, 5333 nucleotides. It is a transcript of the gene NUCB2, whose product is annotated as nucleobindin 2. The record is from RefSeq and is a predicted model, not a curated record. Bases 238 to 1611 code for a protein of 457 amino acids. Gene Ontology annotation, cellular component: extracellular exosome; endoplasmic reticulum-Golgi intermediate compartment. The transcript is spliced from 13 exons. Gene Ontology annotation, molecular function: calcium ion binding. Lineage: Eukaryota; Metazoa; Chordata; Aves; Rheiformes; Rheidae.
CGUGCCGCGCCGUCGUGCCGUGCCGUGCCGCGCCGUCGUGCCGUGCCGUGCCGUGCCGUGCCAUCGUGCCGAGCCGUGCCGUGCCGUGCCGGCCGUGCCGGGCCGUGCCGAAUCCCGUACAGACGCAGGAGGAAGCCCGGGGGCUGUGCCCCUCUCCGGCCCCACGCCCAGGAGACGUCGCGCCUCUGAGAAGCAGGGGCUCUUCUCCCGUCGCCAGGGGACCAAGGCGAGGGAAAGAUGAAGUGGCAAUCUGUCCUGCCACAGCAGUGUAUUUUGCUGAUGACAUGUUUCCUAAUGGCUUUGGAAGCUGUACCUAUAGAUAUAGAUAAGACAAAAGUUAAAGGAGAAGCCCAUGCAGAAGGAGAAAAAAUAGAAAAUCCAGAUACAGGGCUCUAUUAUGAUGAAUAUCUCAGGCAAGUAAUAGAUGUCUUGGAAACAGAUAAGCACUUUAGGGAGAAGCUCCAGACUGCUGAUAUAGAAGAAAUAAAGAGUGGAAAGCUAAGCAGAGAGCUUGAUUUAGUAAGCCACCAUGUAAGAACACGACUGGAUGAACUAAAAAGACAAGAGGUGGCAAGAUUAAGAAUGUUAAUUAAAGCUAAAAUGGAUUCUGUUCAAGACACCGGCUUAGACCAUCAGGCUCUCCUUAAACAGUUUGAGCACCUGAACCAUCAAAAUCCUGACACAUUUGAACCUAAGGACUUGGAUAUGUUGAUCAAAGCAGCUACAAGUGAUCUGGAAAACUAUGAUAAGACACGCCAUGAAGAAUUUAAGAAAUAUGAAAUGAUGAAAGAACACGAGAGGAGAGAAUAUUUAAAAACACUCGAUGAAGAAAAGAGACAGCGAGAGGAAUCCAAAUUUGAAGAGAUGAAGAAAAAGCAUGGAGAUCACCCUAAAGUUCACCAUCCUGGAAGCAAAGAUCAACUGAAAGAGGUAUGGGAAGAAGCAGAUGGACUAGAUCCUAAUGAAUUUGACCCCAAAACAUUUUUCAAAUUACAUGAUGUGAAUAAUGAUGGCUUCCUGGAUGAGCAAGAAUUAGAAGCCCUAUUUACUAAAGAGCUGGAAAAAGUCUAUGACCCUAAAAAUGAAGAGGAUGACAUGGUUGAAAUGGAAGAGGAAAGGCUGAGAAUGAGAGAGCAUGUAAUGAAUGAGGUGGACAUCAACAAGGACCGGCUAGUAACUUUGGAAGAGUUUCUGAGAGCUACAGAGAAGAAAGAAUUUUUGGAGCCAGAUAGCUGGGAGACACUGGAUCAACAGCAGCUCUUCACUGAGGAGGAGCUAAAGGAAUUUGAGAGUCAUAUUUCUCAGCAGGAAGAUGAACUUAGAAAGAAGGCAGAAGAUCUUCAGAAACAGAAGGAAGAGCUACAGAGGCAGCAUGACCAGCUUCAGGCUCAGAAGCAAGAGUUUCAGCAGGUUGUAAAACAGAUGGAACAAAAGAAGCUGCAGCAAGGAAAUCCUCCUGCAGGACCAGCUGGAGAACUGAAAUUCCAACCCCCUGGGGAACACAAAGCUGGAGAUGCACCAAACCAUCCUGCAGGAGGUGAUCAGCCUUUACCACCAGGACAUGUUCAAGAACCAGCUGCUAGAACUGAUCAUGCUCAAGUUCACCCUUAACCACUUGUGCCUCAACUUUAUACUGUCAUUAUUUUGGGGGGAGGGUAAAGGGGGAAAAAAAAAAUCAGAGUGAAACCAUGAACUCUCCACUUCCUUCCCCAGAUUGUAAAUUCUUUGGGAAUGUUAUAGAUUAAAAUACUGAUCAGAUUGAAUCACUAAUUUAAAUUAUUUUUCUCUUCAAAUGCAUCAUUGAGAAAGGCAAUAAGGGGAUCGCUUAGAGGCUUUAUUGGAGGAGGAAAUGAAAGAAAUUACCAGUACUAAGGGUUUUUAUGGCCAAGGGACUGAGCUGUUGGACUGUGCAAAAAGCUGGCUGAGCUGCCAUUUGGUAGUUAGCCAUGAAUCAAAAUUCUUUCAGAGAAGCAGCAGAGAGCUGGCCUGAAUACCAAGUUAGGUCUUAUUUUAUGUAGAAACUCUUUCCACAAUUGCUGAGCAGCAAGAUAUGAGGAACUAAAGACAACAACUAAAGAAAGAUCUACCAUUGCCAGCACUACCAUCCCCUUUCUUCUCUGAGGCAAAAUAAAAAUCAAACUUUGCAUGUUUAAUCACAGAAAAUUUGCACUUUCUAAAAUCUAACCUCCACAGUUAUGUGGAACACUGAAUAUUUUUCAUGUUUACAGAAGUCUGAGAAUUUCACUGUUAGCCUUCAGUAGGAAUACUGUACUUCUGGUGUAUUGAUCUGAAUUAUCCUCCUUGUUAAGAUUAAUUCUGUGUGGCAGUUGAAUACUCAGCUGGCACUUGGGACAGUACUUUUGUCCCUGUUUCUUUCAUCAGAUGCCAGCUGAUCUCAAAAUUUUGCAUGUUAAGUAAGAUUUUUAUGUUAAUGGAAAUAUUGUGCAAAACAGAACAGGACUCAUUUUCUUUUUCUGUACAGAUUAUCCUACCUCCGGUGAUAAUACCUGAUUUUUCAAAAUGCAGCAUGUGCUUCAGAAAACUCUUUUCAGAUAUAAUUCUUUGGCUGUUGAGAGUCUCACUAUUAAUGCUUAUUAGUCUUUCAGCAGUUGAUAUAGUUUUAUGACAUGUCCUAUAACAGGGGUGCUACUUGAUUGUAUUAUUUUGAUAACGAAUCAGAAUAGCUCCCUAAUAAUGUAAACCAAGAUUUUACAUAAAAACAACAGUUGAUUUUUUUCCUGUGGGUUUUACUAUUAUGCAGAAAACCUGUGUGAUUGCCCUUGCUUUUCAUCUGUUUUAGACUGAAAGUAUCCUAAAGCCCAAACUCUGUCUGGAUCUUUUUUGUUUGUUUUCAAACAUGGAUUGUUCUGGUAGUGUAAUGCUGGCUUUGAACUGAUACACACGUACCUUGGCAGGUAUCCUUUGCAUUUCCUUCCUAUUCUGUGGCUAACUGCUGACAGCAUCAUGAAAGGAGAUCAUUUGGGUUCUGAGCAAAGAAAUAGAGGCAAACCUCUGUUACAGAAAUAUAUUCCUUUCAGAAUAAGGCUUGAAUAUGUUAGGCAAACUGAAGAAAGGUAGGAGGCAAUUACUGUCAUUUUGUAUUGACAUUUAAGAAGCUUCUCAACUCUGAAGAGUUUUGAUAGGUAGCAGCUAGGCAUCCUCCUUCUGUGUUUAAUACUUAUUUCAUCAGGACUGAGCAUAUUCUUGUUCUCCACACAACGUACUAGAAUUCACUGCCAGAAUGGAUUCUGUUUUCUUGUGUUGUAAAUUGGUGUGUCCCAUUUCCUUUUUGGCAGUAUUUAUUCUGCUUAAGCCACAAUUAGACUUUUCUACUAUUGUUUUUACUUUGUUCUUAACCCAGUGGUUGACACUAAUUCGGUUUCUCAAACUAAUGUGUCCACUAUUUGUCAUUUCUUGCUAUUCUAACAUCAAUUUGAUUAUAUCUUUAUCUGGAGGCUGAAUUACCUUUCUGCAAUUUUAUCUGUUUGCUGAGAGGCCCAGACAUAGUUACAGCUACAUCCAGAGGACUUGUAUUAGCAAGAUAUGUUAUAUUAUUCUCACUUAAAACAGAAUUUCUCAGUGUGUUGCUGUGGCUGGGGGGUUAUACGCUGAUAUUCAAGUGAGGAGGGAAGCAGAGGGGGGACUACUUGGAUAUCAGAGGAAAAACUAUCCAUCUCCCCUCUCCCCCAUGAGUGUCUACAGAGGAAGAAUGAUACAGAUGUUUCUAGACAAUGAAGGGCUGAAGCCUUUACUCUGAAGGCAUUUCUACAAUACAAAUAAGUUUUUUUCAUAUUACAUCUAUUUUGUUACAAAUACCAUUAUAUGUAAUGCAGUAACUGCUUUCAAGUGCUUGCCCAGCUCAAGUUUUCAGUACAACAUCUGUUUUAUCUUGACUGUAAGAACCUGUCUCUCCCUGCUCUACCAGAUAGGCAUUAUGUCCUUUUUAAACCCAUUUACCUGUACCAGCUCCUGAAAACAUCUAGUUUUCUAAAGAACUCUUUUGUCUUAGGUGCUGAACUCAGCUGCUUCUCACAGUGGUGUAGUGAGCAUCAGAGCUACCUGUGGCAACUGCCUGGAGAAGCCAGGAACUUCACUUGUCAUUUCAUCAGGAGUUAGUAUUAGCAAAAGUUACUAGAUUUACUUGUCAGUGGCCACCAAGGGGUGUUUAGCAUAAAACAACUAGAUAAAACAUAAAACAUAACAAACACACCUUUCCUUCAACUAUCUGAAAUUUAAAUGUUCUUGUCAGUGUUAAUUAGCAAGCUUGUACUUUAACAAUACAUACUACAGUUUUCCUGAUCAUUUUGUAGAAGUAGAAAAAGGCAGUCUUUUAACUUUUAAAUUGUGUGGUCAGAUCUGUAACAAAAAUCAACCGUUCAAUCAAAUUGACAACUGUUUGCCCUAAAUUACGUGGAAGUCACCAAAGCUUCAGUCAACGGUUAACUCCUACUGAAUAGAUCUUAAGUUUGUUGCCUGAAAAGUUUUUGAGAUGCAGUCCCCAGUUACUGCUUCAUGCUUGCCCACCCAGUUCCCUAGUUUUGUAUGAAUAGUUCCCUGCCUUACAUGUCUGCAAAGAUAGCAAGGCUGAGUGAUGUACUCUCAGAAGAUGAUAGGUUCUACUAGUCUGACCUGUGUAACAUCAAGCUUGACCUGAUACUGUCCAGCUCAUUCUCCUGUAUGGCAAAAGAGCACCAUUUGUCAAGCCCAUGUGAACAGAGGUCUGAGUGUAGCAAAGACAAAGUAUUUUAAUUAAUUUAAGAGUUUUUGCUACUGUCAGGAACACCUGCCUUGGCAAUUAUGCAACGAUGUGCUAAAAGUCAUGCUUAUACAUGAAAGAUUUAUGUAUUUGUUGGUUUCCAUGAUGAUGUUUUCUUUUAAUUGGAUACUCCUCUCUAUUCCAUAAAAUAGAUUGCAAAUUAUUAUCCACUUAAAGCAUGUUUCCACCAUGGUAUUGACUUCUCAGGAGCUUUUUAAAGUUUUAAAAUUAUUAAACUAAGCUUAGAGCCAAAUGAGGAAGUAGAAAGCUAUUACUUCUUCUAUUUUCAAAGAUAAAUAAGAGACUGAAAUGUCCCUCCUGUUGGGGGGGGGGUUACUCCUCUGCUUUUCAUUUAUAAGGCCAUUGCAAGAAAACUGAAUGUAACUGUACAGACAUCAGUCCCUAGAAUAAAAGUAAGAGAUGGUUAGUUGGAGGAUUUCAACAGGAGGAUGAAGGGGGUAUGAUUUGGUCAAUGCUGUGCAGAUUCAUGUCCUCCAGUGCAAUGUCUGUAGAAAAAUGCCCUGCUCAAACUUUGUAUAGAUUAGUUUUUAACUGGAUUAAACUGAAACUCGGUGCA